This is a messenger RNA of Hydra vulgaris (swiftwater hydra), 1922 nucleotides long. RefSeq lists its product as uncharacterized. NCBI's taxonomy places the organism in Eukaryota, Metazoa, Cnidaria, Hydrozoa, Anthoathecata, Hydridae. The record is from RefSeq and is a predicted model, not a curated record.
UUAGUAACCUUAAAAAGAUAUAUAAAGACAAAUAAAUAAGAAAAUACUAUGAAUCAAACUAAUGAUUUUACUGAUGAUUCUUUGAUUCAAUCAGCUAAAAGUGAUAUAAAUAUUCGUAGUAGUGUCCCCAGUACCAUUUCAGUAAAUCAUAGUUUUGUUGAUUCAUUAGAGAUUGCUAAAAUAAAAAAGAAUGAUCAUCAUGAGGAUAGUCAGAAAAUCAAGUUGUUUGAGGAAGAACGAAGAAUUUUUUUUCAAAAAAAAAAUAUUCAGUUGUUGGAAAAGAAAUUGAAGCAGUGUGAAUUAUUAAAAAAAGAACUAAGAUCUGUAAUUAAAGUUCUGGAAGAUCAAGAAAUGCUAAUAUCUCUGCAAGCCAAAAUAGACAUUAUUAUGGAGCAGGAAUUUGUAUCUUAUUCAAAAGAAAAGGAAAAGCUUAUGGGUAUAAACAAAAAAUUAAAGGAAGAACUAGAUUGCUGUAAAUAUUGUAUAUUUAAAUUGAUGCCCUUUGUUAAAGUUCUUAAAGACACUUGUUUUGUUGAAAAUGCUGAAAAACCUUGCCACAUAGAUCCAAAAGAACUAGAAACCAUAGAUAAAUAUUUUAAAAUGCUUACUGGUUCAAAUGACUUAAGUACUAAUACGCUUGAAGAGCUCACUUCUGAUCAUUUAAUGAAGACUUCAAAUAGUUCUCAUUCGUCAUUGCAAGAUGAGUAUCAUAUCCUAAAAACUGAAAAUAAUAAUCAUUAUGAAUAUGAAACAAAAAAUGAAUGUGUUUCAAAAAAUCAAAUUGAGGAUACUGAACUUUAUGUUGUUAUGGAUGCCAGACCUUUUGUUGAUGACCAAAAUAGAAACGAUGAAUGCCAAAACCUUACACAAAAUGUUUACCAAGAGUUUCCUAGUUUAGUUAUUUCAGAAGAUUAUCAGUCCCCUGAAAAAAAUAGUUCUUUGAGAAUUGAGUCUACAAAUAAUUCAAUAAACACUAGUAUUGAUAAUAAUAAUAAUUCAAUUACUGGAUUUAUAGACAAUGAACUCUCUUCAAAUAAUGAGCUUUUUUUAGAACACAAUUCUGAAUGGAAUAUUAUUAACACAGAUGAUGUUAUUCAGUCCAAUAAUAUAUCUGAUUCAUCUGCUGUUUCUGAAAUAUCUGCUUCUUUAGAUUUUCAGCUUUCAAAAUUGUUAGCUGUUGAUGAAAAUAAAAACAAUGAUUUAUUUUAUAAUGAGAAUUGUAAAAAAUCAUUGGGUAUCAUUAAGGCACCUUUGAGAAUGAAUUUACUUCGAAAAAAUCGAGCUGGAUACGGUCGACCAAAUUUGAAGGAGAAAAAGGUUAUAAUAGAAAUUCCUAAGGUAAACAAACGCCCUUUAACUUCUGAAGAACUUUCAAAUUAUGAAAAUGGAAAAUUAGCUAUUCGUCUUGUAGAUUUAGCUGAGGCAUUUGAUGCUUAUAAAUUAGAUCAAGAUAGUGGGAUAAAUUCUUCUAAGCGUCUAAUAGAAUAUGUAACAAUUCCAGAUCUUUUUGAUGAAAAAAAGGCUCCAUGUAGUUCUGAAACUUUAGGUAAUUCUGAAUUCAAUGAUAACAGUCAAAUUGAAAAUAUGGAAAUAACAUCUGGCUCUAAGACUACUUUUCUGCAAAAGUUGUUGUUGCGUAAAAAGUAUGCUGAUAAAAAAAAGCCAAAGAUGACAUGAACAUUGUUGAACACAUUUAUAAAUACUAUUUUAUAUUUAUUAAUUUAAUAAAUUUUUAGACGUUAACAUACAUUUACCUUGUAUAUUGUUUGAUAUUAAUAUUAUGUAUGUGUGUAUGAUUUCUGGAUAUUAGCUAUAUUUUAUUAGCAAGUAUUUUAUAGUUAUAUUCAAACAUAAAAUUAAAAAUUUUAUUUGAUUUAUAUGCAAGUUUUAAUUUCUCUCAAAAUAUAAUAUCUACCAGUGUU